Molecule: messenger RNA, 2748 nt
Organism: Saxophila tyrrhenica
Lineage: Eukaryota; Fungi; Ascomycota; Dothideomycetes; Mycosphaerellales; Extremaceae
Exons: 2
Coding region: 1-2748 (915 amino acids)
Biological process (GO): mRNA processing; primary miRNA processing
Cellular component (GO): nuclear body
Source: RefSeq, a predicted model, not a curated record
AUGGACCACAACGACGCCUAUGCCAGAUCGCCGCCACGCGUCGCUGCCAGAGACCGCGAUGACUAUCGCAAUGCUGAUCCCUAUGCACGUCGUGGACCAAUAGGUGCGGUUGCUAACUAUGGUGUUGAUUCCUAUAGGCCCAAGUACGCAGACUCAUCAAAUGCAGAUCGUCGUCGCGGCGACCGAGACCGCAGACGCUCACGCUCGCGAUCCCCGAGCAACAUUGACCGCUACCAACCUUCCGAACGAGUUCCACGUGACGACUACUACGGACCACGUGGUCGCGACGAUGGCCACCGUGAACGACGCCGCUCCUCACCGCAACCUCCCGCGAUCGACCGUUACGUCCCAGGCAUGCCUGAGCCGACUCCACCUCCGAUGCUCCACAACCCAAUGGCCGACCCAAUGAAGCUUGAGUUUCAAGUCGGCUUCACGUGGUUUGCCGAGUGGUGGCGCUCCGAGCAGCGCGUCAAGGAAGAGAAAGAAAGAGCCAGGACCGGAAGACCAGCGCCGCGCUUGAGAGGCGAGCGCGAGAUACGUGAAGACCGCGAAGCUGAGAGGCCCAAGAUUCAGGCGGCGUAUGACUCGUACAAGGAGAACCUGCAGAAGUCUCAGGCGCAGACAUUCGUCCGUCUACACAAACAAGAAGACUGGUUCCGCGAGCGUUACGUGUCGGAGAGCAGAGACGCCUUCAGGCGCAGGCUGAUGGACUACCGUCAAGGGCUGUUUGCGCAGUUCCAACACGAUCUGUUUGAUGGCAAGUUUGACGAGUUCACGCUCGAAGGCAUCUACAAGACGGAGUCGAAUGGAUUUGGUGGCGUGAUGGAGAAGGAAGAAGGCGAGGCUACAGCUGCUGCUGAGGUGUUAGGCGUUGGUGACCUGCUACCAUCUAAAGGUGGCGACAUCCGCGACGAGGCGGCUCUCGUACCCACUCUGCUCAUCAAGACGAUUGCGCCAACGGUGACCCGGGAGAAGUUUGAAGCAUUUGCGAAAGAGCAUCUGGGUGAAGGAGCAGGCGGGUUCAAGCACCUAUCACUCUCUGAUCCCAACCCACUUAAGAAGUGCCAUCGCAUGGGCUGGAUCUUACUGAACGAGGGAUCGGAGGCAAACGAUGAGUCGGAGGCAAUCGUGCCAGCUGAAGCGCAGCCGGAGCAGGACGGAGCCGAAGAAGGAGAGAGCAAUGGAGACGCUAUGCAGGUCCAGCGACCCCUCAGUACCAGUGAGAAGGCGCUUCGGAAGAUCGACAAAGAGACCAUCAAAGAUCCGGAGCGUGGCGAUUUUACCGUUCACUGUGGCGUGCAUCGUCCGCCAGAGGCGACAAGGAAGAAGGCACUAUGGGAUCUCUUCUCUGCGCCCGAGCGUAUCGACAAAGACCUGGGGUAUGCAGAGCGCCUUGUUCGCAAGCUCGAUAAUGAGCUGGGUGAUACGUACAUUGCCACCGCCGACGUUGGGAAGCGCGUCGAGUCACUCGUAUCACAUGGCCUUCUACAGCCUGCAGAGAAGCCGACCAAGGAGAUGGACAUGGAUCAAGAUGUUGAAGAAGGUGAGGAAGAUGAAGGCAUUGUGGACGAAGACGAGAGUGAUGACGCAGAACUCCUCGAGAAGAAGAAGAGGCUCGAUCUGCUUGUGGAGUAUCUGCGCCGCGUCCACAACUUCUGCUUCUUCUGCGUAUUCGAAGCAGACUCUGUGCACGAGCUGCAGCGCAAGUGUCCAGGAGGGCAUCUGCGCCGCCCUCGCAGCUCGCUCACCAGUGCUGCGAAAGAAGUCGCGCGCGCUUCUGCCCUUGGAGAACCUUUCCCAUUGAAGAGAUCCGGAGCCAGCAAGAACGACAGUCGCGAUGGUGUUGCGGACCCUGCGAGUGCAGACGUAGAGAUGGGGUUUGAUCUGGAGAGCCCAACCGAGGAGAAGAAGCCCGAGAAGAUGCUGAAGCCGUCCGCGCGUAAUGCAAUGCAGCUGCAGCGGGCUUACAACUGGGUCAAAACGUUCGAAGAGAAGAUCCAGCAGAUUCUGGAGCCCGAGAAGGUCAACUUGAAGAAGCUGGGUGGUGUGCCAGUUGAGGAAGGCUUGGAGGAGGAGCUGACCAAGUACGUCAAGCAAGAAGACAUCAGCAAAUACCGCUGCAAGGUUCCGGAAUGUACCAAGCUGUUUAAAGGCACCGACUUCUGGCGCAAGCACGUCGAGAAGCGUCACGUAGAGUGGUACCAGCAGCUGCGCGCGGACGUCGAGCUCGUCAACACCUACGUUCUCGACCCAGCGCACAUUGCUCCUAGCAGGAGCGAUGCCAACAGCAAUGGCCACUUUCCGAUCGGCAACAACGUCCCCACCGGCACCCCUCGCGGCUUCAACCUCAACCAGCACAUGCCGAUGGGCUAUCCACUCGCCGCAGGCGUACCGGGCAACGCCAUGUCGAUGUUCCCACCGGGCAUGAGCAUGCCGCCUGGCUUCAACCCAAUGGCUAUGCCGGGUAUGCAGGGUGGUUUCGGCCCCGUGCGCAGUGGAGGCCGUCACAUGAUGAACAACGGGCGUAUGGGCGGACCAUACGCGCGCAACGAUGGGCGCGGACGUGGACCUGGUGGUCGUGGUGGGAUGCCGAUGAUGCCGCCGGGGAUGGGCAUGGGGAUGUCGAUGGAGGGGGGUGCGGGGGCGAUGGGGCCGCAGGAGGCGGUGCAGGGGAGGAGCUUGAGGAGUUAUGAGGACUUGGAUGCGGCGGGGCCGGAGAAGGAGACGACUGCUGAGCUGGAUUAUUGA